UCCCGUAUAUCAUCUAGGGUCAUCUUAAAUACUCCAUAAGGAUUAAGGAUACCCAAACCCGUAUCCGUAUCCGUAUAGGAAACUAACACACAAAAUAAAACAGAAAUUUAGCAACCUACGGCAAACAGAAACUGCGUGAUUUAUUCAUUACCCAAAACUUAAACCCUAAUUAACAAAAUUUCUCUGGAGGCAACAAUUUAUUUUAGUAAUAUCCAUGGAUUUUUUUUGUUUUGAAAACCAAACAAUUUCAUCAAACACUGAUCUUUUUAGAUUUCCAUUCAAUUCUUUCUCUGUAGCAUGUGAAGCUUUCACUGAAUCAGCAACCAAGCUUUCAUGAUCUUCAAUUCGUCCAAAACUCAAUAAAAAAUCAAACAAAAUUCGAUCAAAAUCAAGGUUUCUUCGAUGUCUUCUGAUGAUUUGGAGGAGGUAGAGAGAGACCCAACAGGGAGAUAUGUAAGGUACAAAGAAAUCUUGGGUGAAGGAGCCUAUAAAAUUGUUUACAAGGGAUUUGAUGAAGACAAUGGGAUUGAAAUAGCAUGGAAUAAAGUCAAGUUAUCUGAAGAAAUUCUGAAAUCAGAGAAACAGCUCAACAGAUUGUAUUCUGAAGCCAAUCUUUUGAAGUCUUUGAAACACGAAAACAUAAUCAGAUGUUACCAUUCAUGGGUCGAUAACAACAACAAGACCAUUAACAUGAUAACCGAGUUCUUCACAUCUGGGGAUUUGAGACAAUACAGGAAGAAACACAAUGGUAUUGGAUUUGAUAAUAACAGGAAGGCAAUCAAGAAUUGGGCUAGACAAAUCCUAAAAGGUUUACACUAUCUUCACAGUCAUAAUCCACCAAUUGUUCACAGGGAUCUCAAGUGUGAGAAUUUGUUUGUGAAUGGUAAUUCAGGCAAGGUUAAAAUAGGAGAUUUAGGACUUGCAACAGUCUUAGAACAUGCUACUGCACAAAGUGUUACUGGAACCCCUGAAUUUAUGGCACCAGAGUUGUAUGAAGAAGAGUAUAAUCAAUUAGUGGAUGUUUAUUCUUUUGGUAUGUGUAUGUUGCAGAUGAUAACUUGUGAGAAACCUUAUAGUGAAUGUAGUAAUUCAGCACAGGUUUACAAGAAGGUUAGUUCAGGAAUUAAGCCUGAAGCACUCAGCAAAGUGAGUGAUCCUCAAGUUAAGGAGUUUAUUGAUAAGUGUUUGGCUCCAGUUUCAGAGAGACUAUCAGCAAUUGAUCUGUUGCAGGAACCGUUUCUCGCGUCUACCACAACUGGUUUAAGCAUACCCAGUCCCAGAUGCAGUCCAUCUUUGACAGAGUUGUUGUGUUCAUGCAAGUGUUUGCCUACUACCUCGUCUGAUCAAAAUUUACAAACCCAAGAACUACUACUUACUACUACUUCUGAGAUUCUGACAUCAGGAAAACAAGAUCCUGCAUUAUCCAUGGUAACAAAAUGUAAACAAAAUCAAGAUAUGGAAAAGAAACAAGAUGAAAAUGUAAAUAAAGAGGUUGUCAGAAAGGCAUGGUUUAGUUUCCUGUGGAAGAAGCUAUUUGUACAUUGUGGGACCAAGUACUAGUUCUCAUUUUUAACCUGGCCUUUUGUAUUCAAUGUUCCAUCAUUCGAGUUAUAAAUAUAUAUGACAAUUUGUUUUACUUU
Molecule: messenger RNA, 1640 nt
Organism: Spinacia oleracea (spinach)
Lineage: Eukaryota; Viridiplantae; Streptophyta; Magnoliopsida; Caryophyllales; Amaranthaceae
Product: serine/threonine-protein kinase WNK8-like
Exons: 1
Coding region: 403-1560 (385 amino acids)
Biological process (GO): protein phosphorylation
Molecular function (GO): protein kinase activity; ATP binding
Source: RefSeq, a predicted model, not a curated record